UCCCUCUCCGUGUGCAGCGGUAGGUAGAUGUGCUGCAGCGACACCAGGCAGUUCAGGGCUCGAGCCGACGGCGCACACACCCACCCACCAGCCGAGAGCAGGACCGCCUCAUUCAGCCGAUCCUUCCCACACGCCGCCGCCGACGCUCCCUCCUCCUCCCACAGCGGCAGAUAAACUUCCAGAAAGCUCCGCUGCUUUCAGCCGUAUUCCCCUCAGCACACUGCAGGGAGGAGUUUCUCGCAGCUACGCUCACUCAGCAUCUGCACCUUUGACCGGUGACCGCCAUGGAAACCCCGAGCCAGAAACGCCCGCGUGGCGCCGUCUCCCCGGCCCGCAUCACCAGGCUGCAGGAGAAAGAGGAGCUGUGCAACCUCAACGACCGGCUGGCCACCUACAUCGACAAGGUCCGCUCCCUGGAGUCGGAGAACGCCACGCUCCGGCUGCGCAUCUCCGAGUCGGAGUCCGAGGUCACCCGCGACCUGUCGGGCAUCAAGGCGGCCUACGAGACGGAGCUGGCCGACGCCCGCAAGACCCUGGACAUGGUGGCCAAGGAGCGGGCGCGGCUGCAGCUGGAGCUGGGCAAGAUCAGGGAGGAGCACAAGGAGCUGAAAGCCAGGAAUGCUAAGAAGGAGUCGGACCUGGAGGCAGCUCUGCUCCGGCUGAGGGACCUCGAGGCCAUGCUGAACUCCAAAGAUGCUGCCUACACCACCGCCCUGGGGGAGAAACGAAACCUGGAGGCCGAGGUGAAGGACCUCAAGGCCCAGCUGGCCAAGCUGGACGUCAACUUGGCCGAUACCAAGAAGCAGCUGCAGGAUGAGAUGCUGAGGAGGGUGGAUGCGGAGAACCGCCUGCAGACCCUGAAGGAGGAGCUGGAGUUCCAGAAGAACAUCUACGCCGAGGAGCUGCGUGAGUCCAGGCGUCGGCACGAUUCUCGCAUCGUGGAAAUCGACGGCGGCAAGUCGCAAGACUUUGAAAGCAAGCUGGCCGAAGCUCUGAUGGACCUGAGGGCGCAGCACGAGGAGCAGGUCCGCAUCUACAAGGAGGAGCUGGAGAAGACCUACAACUCCAAGCUGGAAAACGCCCAUCAGUCGGCAGAGAGAAACAGUCACAUGAUCGGCGCCGCCCACGAGGAGCUGCAGCAGACCCGGAUCCGCCUGGAGGGCAUGACGUCUCAGCUGACCCAGCUGCAGAAACAGCUGGCGGCCAGCGAGGCCAAAGGCCGGGAGCUGGAGGAGAGUCUGUCCCGAGAGCGGGACCUGAUGAGGCGCCGGCUGGAGGAUAAGGACCGGGAAAUGGCAGCGAUCCGGGCCCGGAUGCAGCAGCAGCUGGACGACUACCAGGAGCUGCUGGACGUCAAGCUGGCUCUGGAUAUGGAGAUCAACGCUUACAGGAAGCUGCUGGAGGGAGAGGAGGAGAGGCUUCGUCUGUCCCCCAGCCCCUCGUCCUCUAAGGUCACGGUGACUCGCACCUCCGGCUCGGCCCACGCCAGCCGCCUGCUCCUCUCCUCCGUCGCUGCCUCCGCCGCUGCCGCCGUGGCCUCCAGCAGCCGCAACUCAUCCAGCACCAGCAAGAAGCGUCGCCGCGACGACGACAGCGAGACGAACAGCAUGGUGGGCGGCACCGUGACCAAGACCCGCAUCAGUCAGCACGCCUCCGCCAGCGGCCGCAUCACCGUGGACGAGGUGGACCUGGAGGGGAAGUUCAUCCGUCUGAGCAACAAGGCUGACGAGGACCAAUCGCUGGCCCACUGGCAGCUGAAGAGGCAAGUCGGGAGCGACACGCCGAUCGCCUUCAAGUUUCCCAGCAAGUUCACUCUGAAGGCCGGAUCCACCGUGACUGUCUGGGCUGCGUCCGGAGGAGGAACCCACAACCCUCCCACCGAUCUGGUCUGGAAGAGCCAGGCUUCCUGGGGCACCGGUGACCUCCUGCAGACCACCCUGAUCAGCGCCGGCGGAGAGGAAAUGGCCACGAGGAAAGUGACGCGCUCCCUGUUCCAGGAUGAAGAUGAUGACGACAUGGGAGCUCACAGCACCAGCGGAGAGCACGAGUACAACCUGCGCAGCCGCACUGUGGUCUGCGACUCGUGUGGACAGGCGGCGCCGACGGAGCGCUCCGGCGGAUUGGAAGGCCUCGGAGGACACGCCUUCUUCAUGGGAACCAACGAGCCCAGACAGGGUCGCAUGAAGCCGGAGAACUGCUCCGUCAUGUAACAACCACAGAGCACCUCACCUGAACGCGCCACACAGCAGGAUCCUUUUCUACCGUCGGGAUAUUUUCUUUAUUUUUUUAUGUGAUGAUCUUUUUUGUAUUCAGAUUAAUCUGCAGGUUGGAUCUGCUUCCUGUUUUUUUUUUUUUUUUUUUGGAGAUGGGCUCAGGAUGUUCUGAUUCUCUUAUGUUGAAUUCAUUUAUUUUUUUUCCUGCAUGUUUGCUGCACAACGCUUGUUUUGACCUCCGCUCUGUCCGCACACUCAGCUCCGCUGACCGGCGCUCUGAUCCGAUCCGAGCCGGGCCGAUCCGAGCCGGGCCGGUCCAGGCUGUGGCCGCUGAACACGCACAGCUGGUGACUUCUCUGCAGCCGCAUGGCUGAGAGGAGAACAAACCCCAGGAGCUCCGUUAAUCAGGCGAUCUGAAGACUUCUUUGUUUGUUGGAACAGUAUCGUUUCUAUUUUUCUAUGCAACAGAUCAAAAUCAUCCAAAGAGAGACUGCCGGCUCAGGUUUUUAGACAAACAUCUUAUAUAUUUAGGUGAUAUAGUCGUGUAGCUUACGGAUAAACGUAAGCUUAUAGUUUAGGGCUAAGAUGCUUUGCUUUGCAGAACAAGUUUAACUGAUAUUCCACCUUAUUUUACUCCUGUUUCUUUUUCUGAGGAUGAGUUAGAAUCAUGAGAUACGCAAAGGUCUAUCAGGAUUACAGAAUCACGGACCAAAACUCUCCCAGGAGAGUUUCCGCCGGUCCACAAGCAGAGCAGCGAUGGGAUGUGAAGGACUGGUGUUUGCAGAGAGCAGGCGUGGAGAGAUGAGGUCAUCAGGGCGAGACUGGAGCGUCCGUCAGUCGGUCAGAGGACGGAGGACGCCUUGCAGAGACAUCAGACGCCGUCACCAGCACUUAGUGCAGUUUUAUAGGGGUCUAGUUGUGGGUUGCUUGAGGCUCGUUGGUUGCAUCAUGCAGAUGUUUUGCAGGUGGACAGUUUCCUUUACAGCUUGGUGUAAGAUGACACAACACACAAGUUUUGGGUUGUUGUGAAAUCCAGACGGCCAACACAGCCGGCAGUCCGACGACUGGCCCACCCGUCCUCAUGCACACCCACAAUGUGACCCCUACCGAACUCCAACAGGUGCCGCUGAUACGCUCUGGUGCUCCUAGGAGGCGUCCUGCGUCCUCUGACUUAAACUGUUCCGACUGUAAGACGCUCCAGAAACCGCCCGAUGCCCCCAUGUCCGCGCUCAGGCGGACCCUCUCUGCUCCCUGCAGGUCCAGUCCUGUUCAUUCCCAUCCCUGGGCUGCAUGCAGACCAAAGGAAAUCACGCCUACAAUCAUUAUUUGGCUUUGAUUUAGCUGCACCAAUCAAACACGAAGGUCCAGCAGCAGCUUUAAUUUGCCUUCCUGUUAGCAGAGAUAAAUGUGCCUUCAGACGAACCAAACCUUCUCUGCUCACAUGAUGCGUCCUUCAGUCUUGUGACGGUCAGCCCUCCUCCUGCUCGGCUUGUCGCGGCGUCACGCUGGUCACAAGGGCUUUUCUUUUCCUCCUGCCUGUAGAGCUUUGUGGCUUUAGAUGGAUUGCUGGGAUCUCAGAUAAUCUGCCUUUUUCACUUUAUGCACUGCUUUCAUAGAGCGCUGCAGCAUGUAUGCAAGCAGCUAGAUUCAUACGGUAGUUUGGCAGCUUUAUGCAUUAAUACUCGUGUUAGUUUAUCCACAUAGAAAAUACUUUUUUCUUUAUUUGUCUGAUUUGUCAUUCAGGCCAAAUAUUUUUAUUUUUAAAAUCUCACGUUGAACCCUAAAGUGCCUCAGCAAUCAUCCCAUGACCUCAAUUUGAAGAAAGAGCAAUCCUGUAGUUCUGGCCAUGUUUUUAUGCACAGCCUCAGAGUUUAGCUCAAUUAAUCCUGAAGGAUCUAUUUUCUGAAAAAAAAAAAACGGGCGUUUUCUUCGGGUUGUGAAGGUCUUCCUGUUUAAGCCUCGUUAAUCACCUGAACGUCUCAAAGAUUUAAACGUUUUACCCAAAUCUGUUUGUGUCAAACUUUUUCUUUCCAUAAAGUGGAACAAUGAUUGGAAACAGAGAAGCCAUGCUUUGACGUGUUGUAAUUAUUAUUUUUCUAAAAUGAAGCUUAAAUAAAGGCUAUUUUUCCCACUCA
Fundulus heteroclitus (mummichog) is the source of this 4348-nucleotide messenger RNA. RefSeq names its product lamin-A. The record is from RefSeq and is a predicted model, not a curated record. The transcript is spliced from 13 exons. Bases 285 to 2210 code for a protein of 641 amino acids. NCBI's taxonomy places the organism in Eukaryota, Metazoa, Chordata, Actinopteri, Cyprinodontiformes, Fundulidae.